CCGCUUUAAAUUGUUUACUUCCGGUUACGCUUCCAUGGCGCUUGCGAUGACCUCAAAAACAUAAGAUUGCUUUCCAAAUUGUUGGGAAAUUAAAGCCUCACCUGUUUCCUGUUUCCUGUCAUGGCUGAGAGAGRGGCAGAGAUGGAAGAGGACGCAGGAGACCUGCCAGCUAGAGAGGAUGACAACGAAUCAGACAGAGAUGACGAUGACCGGCUGUUUGCCAUUGCUUGGGUGGUAAAUAAUGACAUGGGUGAGGAUGAGGAAGAUGAUGARGUGGAGGAUGAACAGCCAGCGGACACUGAAGUGUCCGAGUCGAUCGAGUUGGACAUCCCAGCUGAGCGCAGCGGACAUAUCGCUGUGGUUGACAGAAACAUUAUGUAUGUGUGGGGCGGGUACAAGAAUGCCCAAAACCACGGAUUCUUUGACUUAUAUUUGCCGAGAAAUGAGAUCUGGACCUACAACAUGGAGUCUGGAGUGUGGACGAAGCACGUGGCUGGAGGGAACCUGCACACGUCGAUGUCAGGCAGCUGUGGCGUGUGUGUCGACGGCGUCCUCUAUCUCUUUGGUGGCCAUCACGCCAGGGGAAACACAAACAGGAUCUACCGCAUGCCUCUGAGAGCUCGCAGCCUCGUGUGGGAGGAAAUGAAGGAUCUGAAAGGACUUCCUCCGUCGAACAAGGAUAAGCUAGGAUGCUGGGUUCAUAAGAACAGAUUAAUUUUCUUCGGGGGCUAUGGUUACGCUCCUCAGGGAUCUCAUCGAGGAACAUUUCAGUAUGAUGAAUCGUCUUCUCUUAUGUGGGACAGCCCAGGACGAGGCUGGAACAACCACAUCCACGUCCUGGAUCUGGAGACAUCCAUGUGGAGUCAACCCAUCACUCAGGGGAGCACUCCGUCACCCAGAGCUGCUCACGCCUGUGCUACAGUUGGAAACAGAGGUUAUGUGUUCGGUGGAAGAUUCAAGGAUUACAGACUUAAUGACCUCUACUACAUUGAUCUGGACACAUGGGAAUGGCAUGAAAUGAGUGUUCCUCAGCAGGGUCCCGUGGGCCGGUCCUGGCACUCCUUCACGCCCGUAUCAUCAGACCAAAUCUUCCUAUUUGGAGGUUUCACCACUGAGAGAGAAACGCUGAGUGAUGGUUGGCUGUACUGCGUCAGCAAGAAUGAAUGGAAACCUUUCAACCACGGUCACACAGAGAGCCCCAGGUUGUGGCACACGGCGUGCUCCGGCCCCGACGGGGAGGUGUUUGUGUUCGGCGGGUGUGCCAACAACCUUUUGUCUCAUCAGAGAGCUGCUCACAGCAACGAGUUGCUGGUUUUUAACGUCCAGCCUAAAUCAUUAGUUCGGUUCUGUAUGGAGACCAUUCUGCAGCACAGGGAACGUUUGUCUUGUUACUGGGACUGCUUACCUAAACAUCUCCUGCACAGCCUCAAACUGAGAAUGUCCCACGUCAACACUCUGGGAUCUUAGUCCAGGAGGACAGCAGAACACUACGUUUGUACGGAAACCUCUUUCUGUCACAGCAGGCUCGUUAAUUCGAUGUGUUGGACACUUGAGAAGUCAGAGCAAUAGUCAACAACUUUGUAUUUGUAAUCCUGAUGAUGUGUUGGCCCCAUAGCAUUUGUUUUUGUUUUUYCCCUGGAAGAAAAGCACUGCGAAGUCUCUCUGACUUUGGCACAAUCAGCAACAAUAUUUAGUGUCCAGACAAUCUGCUCCCUCAGUCAUUCUGAUCGUUUCCUGCUAUCACACAUACAGCUCGUUGUCAMCGUGGCUAGUGCGGUCCAAAAGCAGAAAAUUCCAGCCUCAGACRGGAAAAUAAGUGCUCUGAGAACCCUCGACAACCUCAAGGCAUUUUUAGUGUUUGUCACCUUCCUAUUUUAUUGAUUUAUUUUAUUUUUAUUUUUUUGGCCAGGCUACUUGAACCCUCUGUGGAGCUGCUGAUCUUUUAGCUUGUUGAUACAGAUAAAAUCCACGCUGGUUUUUUUUUUUGUUUGUUUGUUUUUGCAGUUUCAGGAUUAAUUCAUGCUUAUGUUUUCACUAUAUUCCAAUAUAAAAAGUAAAUCCAAACUUUUACUGUUUCAACUUGUAAAGAAGGCUGGAGKGAAAACAAGUUUGGUCUUACCAUCUUAAAAUGUCAAAAACCUCUUAAUGCUAAAUACAAAGAUGCAGAAUCCAAACUGAGCUUAGUUUGCUUUCAGUCUUUUCUGGAUUCAACUAACAUUUAGCUUGAUAGUUUUUCCUUUAUUUUUACACAAAUGUUUCAUCUUUGCUCUCACAAACCAUAAACCACRCUUCAUUGCUUCAUGAAACUCAAAUCUGUCUCUUUAGGAAUUGCGUAAAUGUUAACUCUUAUWUGUAAAUAAACUGAAGAUGUUUGGGGAAAGUUUAAUUUUUAUGUUCUCAAAGAGGCUUWUAUAGCCUUUGGUACAAGUGACUCCUGUAGCAGUUUUAAUUUAAUAAGUUAAUAGAAGCAAGUGUAAAAAAAACAAUGUUGAGCCACGUUGCACUGAAAUGCCUCAUGUCAGUAGGGCUUUGUUUGUACUGGCCUGGUUUGCACAAAAUGACUGUUUUUGUUUUUCCAUUUUAUUUUAAUUGGUAACACUGCUUACAAUUGCUGUAGCAUCUACUUUGGACACUAAUAAAAAAUAAAAUCCA
Molecule: messenger RNA, 2652 nt
Organism: Austrofundulus limnaeus
Lineage: Eukaryota; Metazoa; Chordata; Actinopteri; Cyprinodontiformes; Rivulidae
Gene: klhdc2
Product: kelch domain containing 2
Exons: 14
Coding region: 121-1467 (448 amino acids)
Molecular function (GO): protein binding
Source: RefSeq, a predicted model, not a curated record